Molecule: messenger RNA, 5090 nt
Organism: Brassica rapa (field mustard)
Lineage: Eukaryota; Viridiplantae; Streptophyta; Magnoliopsida; Brassicales; Brassicaceae
Source: RefSeq, a predicted model, not a curated record
AUUUCUACUUUUAUUUUUGGUUUCUACUAAUUUAAUGUCUUUGUAUUGGAAUCUCACGAGUGGGUUUCUCUGAACCCAACCACCAUCUCAUUCUCAGUAGUUCAGUUAUUACAUAUUAGAAAUGUAUAUCCACAGUUAAAGCACAGAAAUCCAAAUGUGUGCACUUAAAUAGAAACCACAAUAAUAUGUAGAGAUCACAUUACCGGUUUGACCAAUGAUCCCAAGUAUUGCAAUAAUGUCAUCCGCUUGCGUAAGAAUCACACACACACACACACACAGAGAUAUUGAAUUCAUGUUUUCAACAAAUAAAAUCUUGGUUAAGAUAGGAACUGUCAAUCAAUGAAAAUUAUGGUAUUCACGAUAAGUACUAGUAUGAGGUAUAAUGAUCUUGCUAGGCUAACUAAUGACUAAUGAGUUGGUUUUGAAUUUUACGCAAAACAAAAUGAAGGAUUAGUAAAUUAUCGUAUUCAAUGCUUAACUAACAAGUUUAAGCUUUCUUUCUUCAUAUUUUAAGAACCCACUCUAAUAGUGGAACUGUGGAAGAAUCUUCAAUCUGUAACUUGGUACAUUUAACAGAUUUUAUAUCUAAUAAUAUAGUUUAGGAGUAUAAAUCUCAUCAAGUUAUAUAGCGUGUAGUAGAUUCCGUAUAACAGUUCUUAAGGUUUAUGCGAAACAAGUAUCAAAGUUAUGAUUUGUCAAAAAAAAAAAAGUAUCAAAGUUAUGUUUGCCAUGCUAUAUCGAAUCUUAUUAUCAUGUCCAUGAUUUGAACAUCAUGCAUGUCUUCUAAUUUCUUCCCUUCGAGAAUAUCUUGCAUGUGUAUUGUUCGUUGAGUAAAUUUAUGUACUACACCCAUUAAUUGCGGGUAGUAAUUAUUUCCAUCAAUGCUAGACAUCAAUUAAGAUUAAUUAUCAAAUGGACAAAAAGUACUACAGAAAUAUGAAGCACAUAACUAUGUACGUAUAAUAUUAUACUACAUAUUACUAUAUUAGUAUACCACCGUACGUACGUAUUCUUAUUAUUUUAUUAUAUAUAACAAUAAAUUAGUUACAAACUGAGAAAUAAGUAAUGAUAAUUGGUGAGAAAUUGGGAAUAUAUUAAGGGUGGCAUGCAUGGAUGGGUCCCCAACAUACGCACUCGAGCAUGCAUUGCUAAUACCCAGCCGCGCGUGCCAACUAAUAACUGUUUUAUUGUAUAGAAUAUGUUGAUGCUGUUUAACUUUGUUUCUACAACGGUUACUAAUUACAAUAAACUAGGUUACGUGACUUCAAAUGUACUGAGCAACGUAUCCUUGCUUAAAUUGCUACAACAAUGCCAUUAAUUACGCUAACCAACAAAUUCUUUUGUCAAACUUGAAAUCGAGUAUUCCAAUUUCUAAAUGCUUUUUGUUAUGUCGUUUAACUAAGAAAUCGAUUCAUUAAUGCUAGCAGAAAUAAUAGUUUGGAAAGAGUUUAGACUAAAAAGCAUUAAAAAUUCUCAUAUUUAUUUGAUACUUCCUCCGUUCUGUUUUAAAAGACGUUUUGGAAAGAAAAAAAUGUUUCAAUAUACUUGUUGUUUUUCAAAAAACAAUGUAAAUUAUAGUGAUAAAAGACUAUAGUUACCCUAUAUUUAUUCCAUUUCACGUGAUUUAGUAUCCAAAAUAAUCAAUUAAUGAAGGAUAAGAAAGGAAUUGCAUUUGGUGCAUUAAUCUGUAUGAAAGUUUCUAUAACGACAUAUAAAAGAGACGGAGGGAGUAUGAAGUAGUACAGAUUAACUUUCUUAUGAUGUAUUUUGUUGGAAAAUAAAAAUACUCAAAAAUGUAGCUUUCAUUAGAAGAUUAUAUUUAUAGUUUUUUAAACUUUGGUUGAGAAUUUUUGAACUUAAUUAAGCUCACGUCUUAUAUUCUAAAUAUGACAUAUUGACUAAAUAGUCAUUUUCAAUAACAAGACGUCAAAUAACUUUUUUAUUGAAAGACGUCUUUUUAAUGAUUUGCAACUUAUUAUAAAAAUAAAUUAUAUGAGUUCUUCCACAUAUAAAUUAAUGAUUUGCAACUAAGUCACUUAAUUUCAUAUUAUCCAUAGCAUCAUUUUAGUAAAAUGGUUAAUAACUUAUAAAUUAAGUUUAUUGUCACACCAAAAAAAUUAAGUUUAUUGUCCUCGAAAUAUAUACUAAUAGUAUGAGGAGAUGGUAGCUGACAGAAGGAACAUAUAGGGAAAAGAGAAAAUUGAAAAAGAUAACUUCAAGAAGCAACAAUAAAAUAAUAUUUAUAAUUGUAACUUCCUCUAUUUGUCUCUAUAAAGUUAAGAAAAAUGUUUUCUUAGAAUAAAAAGAGAACACUAACUAACAGAAAGUAAAACAAGAAGAAGAAUACAUAAUUUUGACUGUCAUUAUCAUAAGGAACAUAGCAAACGCAAGACUUCCCUUUAUUUUUGGCUACAUAUUAUAAAACAUACAACGUUUCAGGCUUUGUAUUGCUGCUUGGGAACACUUCCUCUCCAGUCUCCCCAACAGUUUUCUCUUUUGACCAACUUAUAUUAUAUUUAUUUGAUUUUUUUUUUUGAAACUAAUAUAUUUAUUUGAUUUUACUUAUUUACUUAGAUGUAUAUUUUCAUUUUCAGUGUUGAGACUAUUAACAUAAUAACAUAUUAUAUUGUAUAUUUUUGUAGAGUGAUAAUGUAUUUUCUUUUAAUUAUAUUUUUAAGAAUACAAUGGAGACACAUACAAAAGAGCACCAUCCUAAGAUCGAAACUUAUAAGGUUCAAGGUCUAAUAUUAGAGUACGGUCCAUCUUUACACUUAUUACCUGUCAUGAAAUUGACAUCUUAACAUAUCUUAAGGGUAGAAAAGAAAAAGCUUUUAAGAUAGACUGAAUCACAUAUAUAAAAUAAAUAGAAUUGUACUGAAAAAACAUUAUUAUUCGAAAGCUCUCUCUCAUUAAUCAACGCAUGAGACAUUCAGACAAAAAAAAUUGUAUCCUCAGUGUCGGCUAAACAGUAUUUGUAGCAAGCUGAUUCUAGUUGAUUUUAAGGAGGAGUGUGCGUACUCGUUUUAUUCAGCCAUGAGCAAAAAAAAGGCAUCGUAGUUAGAUUUUGUUUUAGUCACUUUAUCUCGUCACUUUAUUACGUCAGUGGGCUAUUAUGAUUUUGUCAUUUUUAUUGGUUCCUUAAUAUUCUUGGAGAAUAAAGAAAACAAAGGCAUGAAUGAUUUCAUCACUACCCAAAGUAUUUACAUCUCCAACACAUAUAAACAUUUAGACUAUUACUUUGAGACACCACAAUUCCAUAAAACCCUUCACUUUCUCUCUCCCCUCACUUUCUCUCUCUAACUCUUUAUUUAUUGACAUAAGACCCCUUUUUUUUGAGCAACCACAUAAGACCCCCCAAGAAGACAAUGAGAGUGUUCUUGAUCCUUUAUUUGAGUUUGAAAUGAAGAAAUUUAUCUUCAAAUAGCUUUGGAAAUGGUGAGAGCUUGAGAAGAUUAUAAAAUUCAUUUGUUUUUGUCUUCUUUCGUGCACUCUCUCAAUUCUUUUAUAUCAAGAAAACGUUUUGGGGUUUUUGAUGGGAGGAGAGUUCGUGUUGAGGAAACCCAGAAACGGCAUUAAAUGCCGUCGUUUCGACCGAUGCAAUACAAUGAGACAAACAGAAACAGAGUUGUUCUCAGAAGAAACAAGAGAAAGAAGACGAGGAAGAAGAAGAAGCUUCUUCUUAGAUAUGAUCAUUUUCUUUCGUCCUUGUUUCUCCAACUUUCUCUUCCUCUCUCUUUUUAUCUUGUCUUCUUCUUCUUCCUCUGUCUUGUCGACGGAAACAGAGUAUCUCUCGCCGAGAAACCAAACUCUCCGGCCACUCGAGGAGCUUAACAAGCUCAAAGCCAUUAAUCAACAUCUCAGGAAGAUCAAUAAACCUUCCGUCAAGACAAUUCAUAGCCCUGAUGGUGACAUCAUAGACUGUGUUUUAUCACAUCAGCAACCAGCAUUUGAUCAUCCCAGAUUAAGAGGACAGAAGCCACUGGAUCCCCCUGAGAGGCCAAGUGGGCAUAAUAGCAGAGGAUUGAGACCAAAGAGCUUCCAGUUAUGGAGAAUGGAAGGAGAAACAUGUCCUGAAGGAACAGUCCCUAUCAGAAGAACAAAACAAGAAGACAUUCUCAGAGCAAACUCUGUUUCUGCCUUUGGCAAGAAACUCAGACAUUUCAGAAGAGACACCAGCAGCAAUGGCCAUGAACACGCGGUAGGAUACGUGAGUGGAGAGAAAUACUUUGGAGCAAAAGCAAGCAUAAAUGUAUGGGCUCCACAGGUCCAGAACCAAUACGAGUUUAGCUUAUCUCAGAUUUGGAUUAUCUCUGGUUCUUUCGGUAAUGAUCUCAACACCAUUGAAGCUGGCUGGCAGGUGAGUCCGGAGCUCUAUGGAGAUAAUUACCCAAGAUUCUUUACUUACUGGACUAACGAUGCAUAUCAAGCAACAGGCUGCUACAAUCUAUUGUGUUCCGGUUUUGUCCAAACCAAUAGUCAAAUUGCUAUUGGAGCUGCAAUCUCUCCCUCAUCUUCAUUCAAGGGUGGACAGUUCGAUAUUACUCUCCUAAUUUGGAAGGAUCCGAAGCAUGGAAACUGGUGGCUGGAGUUCGGGUCGGGUAUUCUAGUUGGGUAUUGGCCAUCUUUCUUGUUUACACACCUGAGGGAGCAUGCGAGCAUGGUCCAAUACGGUGGUGAAGUUGUAAAUUCAAGCCCAUUUGGGGCCCACACUUCUACACAGAUGGGGAGUGGACAUUUUGCUGAGGACGGGUUCACAAAAGCUUCUUAUUUCAGAAACAUCCAAGUAGUUGAUUGGGAUAACAAUUUGGUCCCUUCUCCAAACCUUCGAGUACUCGCAGACCAUCCAAAUUGUUAUGAUAUUCAAGGUGGAUCUAAUAAGGCUUGGGGUAAUUAUUUUUAUUAUGGCGGACCUGGCAAAAAUCCUAAAUGUCCUUAAGAAUAUAAAUGUAAUUAGAAAUUUAGGGAUUUAAAUUUAUUGAGAAAAAAAGAGAAAAUUCAUGGUGUUUUAGGUGAUAUCUAUAUGGUUAUAGGUAAAUGUUGUUUUCAUCAUCUAUAAUUGUGAUUAUGGUUCAUUGUUGUGUUCCAAGGCA